Messenger RNA from Coccidioides posadasii C735 delta SOWgp, 1237 nucleotides. Lineage: Eukaryota; Fungi; Ascomycota; Eurotiomycetes; Onygenales; Onygenaceae. The record is from RefSeq and is a predicted model, not a curated record.
AUGAACCCGCAAGAUUCAUCCGUUAAUGGCGCUGCGCCCAAGGCCCAGUCGCAGUCUACACAGGCAGACCAGAAUGCCCGCACAACCAUACUUCCCCCGACCUACGACGAGUUUCCAGACGAGAAGAAGGCCAGACGGAGAGAUGACUGGAUUGCCAUCGCAAACUUCCAUCCCGGCUGGUUCGCCGCCAACAUGGGAACUGGAAUCACUGCCAUCCUCUUGGAGAGACUGCCGUUCCAAUUUCCUGGCCUGCACUACAUCGCCGUCGCUAUCUUCAUCCUCAACAUCGCCCUCUUCACCCUCUUCCUCGCCAUCUCCAUCGUGCGCUAUGGCCUCUGGCCAGAGAAGUUCAAGCAGAUGCUCGCCCAUCCCGCCCACUCCAUGAUGCUCGGCACCUUUCCCAUGGGCUUCGCCACCAUCAUCAACUUGACCGUCUUCAUCUGCGUGCCCAUGUGGGGUGACUGGGCCGCAACCAUGGCCUGGAUAAUGUGGUGGAUCGACGCUGCCGUUAGCAUCUUCACCUGCUAUUAUGUUCCAUUCGUUCUAACAACCGUUCAUCCCGCCAAGCUGGAAACGAUGACCGCCGCAUGGCUUCUUCCCAUUGUAGCACCGGUCGUCGCGGCGGCUUCGGGCGGCGUCGUCGCUGAGGUCCUGCCAAACGACUCCCACGCCAUGCUGACCGUCAUCUUCUGCUAUAUCAUGUGGGGUUCGGCCGUGCCAUUCGCCAUGGUCAUCAUCGUCAUCUAUUUCCAGAGACUGGCUCUGCACAAGGUCGUCCCCUCAGCUGUCAUCGUCAGUACUUUGCUUCCCGUUGGUCCCCUUGGCCAAGGAGGAUUUGGCAUCAUGCAACUUGGAAUCGUGGCAAAGAGAGUCUUCCCAACAUCCGAGGUCCUGUCGCCUCUUGCCGGUGAGAUCUUCUAUGCAGUCGGAGUCUUCAUCGCCCUGGUGAUGUGGGGUUUCGGCCUGGUCUGGCUGUGGUUCGCCGCCGCCUCCUUUGCCCGCGGCCCGUUCCCGUUCAACCUGGGAUGGUGGGCGUUUACUUUCCCGAUCGGUGUGUUCACAACCGCAUGCACCCUGUUCGGAAAGGAAUUCAACUCGGUGGUCUUCAACAUCAUCGGAACAAUUCUCUCCGUGUGCGUAACCCUGCUCUGGAUCAUGGUCUUUGGCUUCACCAUCUGGAAGUCGUGCACCAAGGAGCUCUUUAGACUAUAGACGAAAGGACGAUGUAAUGCCCCCC